Messenger RNA from Linum trigynum, 2671 nucleotides. Lineage: Eukaryota; Viridiplantae; Streptophyta; Magnoliopsida; Malpighiales; Linaceae. The record is from the annotation of a GenBank genome assembly.
GAUCAUCAUACAGGCACAUUUGAUGACAAAGUAUCCACUCCAAGUCUUCAACACCCUGAUAGAUGGGCCUCUGCAUUGAACCAGAGCCCAUACUUGAAAAAGGGUCCUUGUAAAAAAAGUCUAUUUAUAGUGGAUUGACGUUGACCCGUUUGGAAAUUUUUGAUAUAGAACGUGGAAUUUGGCAGCUAAUGAUGACACAUGACAGCUUUUAAUUGGGCGUAUGACAAUAGCAGACUGAGAUCUUUCUCCCGGGGGAAAGAAUCUUCAGCUUACUCCAGUAACAGUUCUACUUCUACAUAUAUAGAUGGUCAGACACUGAGAAAGGAGAAUCAUACGACAUCGUUCAACCUUUCUCCCUCCCAGGAGAAAAGCCCGCGCAACAGUCCCCCUCUCGUCCCCGCUUCUCUUUUUAUACCGUUUCCCUUUUCAAAUUCCCCCGUGAGCCAGACUUCUAGGGUUCUUGGACCUCUGCUUCUACUCCUCCUCUCCCUCGUCGAAGCUUUCUUACGUCUUUCUCCCAUUGAUUCGCUGAUCAAGUAAGAAGAGCUUCUCUUCCACUCUCUGCUUUUAUCCGCUUCACCUUUCGUCCUGUCUUUCCUCCCCAGAUUUCUAUUUGAUCUGUUUAUGUGCUCUUCAAGUUAUCUAUUAUGUUGACAAGCGAUUCCGUUCUCUUCAUCUUCACUGAGAAAGAUCGAAUUUGGUCGUUGCUAGCUAGGGUUUCGAUUUCGCUAUCUGAUUAAGUCUUGGGGGUGUGACUCUAGGGGUUUUAUUCAUUGUUGAAAUUCUUUUAUUAGGGUUUUGAUUUGGUGGAAGAAGAAAAAGAGAACAAUGGGAGGAGGAUUCAGGGUGCUGCAUCUGGUGAGGCCGUUCCUUCCUAUUUUACCUGAAGUCCAGAGUCCUGAUAGGAAGAUCCCCUUUCGAGAGAAGGCAACCUACACUGUGAUCGCUCUGUUCAUCUACCUGGUGUGCAGCCAGCUCCCGCUCUUUGGCAUACACGAGACUACAGGCGCGGAUCCAUUCUAUUGGAUGCGCGUCAUGCUCGCUUCCAGCCGGGGGACGGUGAUGGAGCUUGGGAUUACCCCGAUCGUCACAUCGGGAAUGGUGAUGCAGCUCUUGGCUGGUUCUAAGAUCAUUGCUGUUGACAACAGCGUGCUUGAGGAUCGCGCUUUACUGAAUGGCGCACAAAAGCUGUUGGGGAUCCUGAUUGCGGUUGGUGAAGCUGUUGUAUAUGUGCUCUCUGGGAUGUAUGGAAACGUUGGUCAGUUGGGAGUUGGGAAUGCGAUUCUCAUCAUUAUUCAGUUGUGCUUUGCCGGAAUCAUUGUCAUGUGUCUGGAUGAACUGCUCCAGAAAGGCUAUGGUCUUAGCUCUGGGAUUUCUCUUUUCAUUGCUACCAACAUCUGUGAAAACAUCAUCUGGAAAGCAUUCAGUCCAACGACAAUCAACAGCGGCCGUGGAGCUGAGUUUGAGGGCGCUGUGAUUUCCUUGUUCCAUCUCCUGAUCAUAAGGACAGACAAAAUUCAUGCUCUGAGAGAGGCUUUCUAUAGGCAGAAUCUCCCAAACGUCACCAGUUUGCUCGCGACGAUCUUGAUCCUCCUUCUCGUUGUCUAUCUCCAAGGUUUUCGUGUCGUGUUGCCCGUGAGAUCGAAGAAUGCUCGUGGGCAGCAGGGCUCUUACCCGAUCAAGCUUUUCUACACCUCCAACAUGCCUAUUAUUCUCUAUCAUGCACUUGUUUCCAACCUUAAUAUCAUCUCUCAGUUGCUUUCCAGGAAGUACGGUGGAAACUUCGUUGUCGACUUGUUGGGACAGUGGAAGCAGUCUGAAUAUUCUGGCGGUCAGUUCGCUCCCGUUGGUGGUCUGGCAUACUACAUAACUUCACCAGCAAGCUUGGCAGAUGUAGCAGCCGAUCCAUUCCACGCAUUGUUUUAUCUAGUAUUUAUGCUGGGAGCUUGCGCCCUGUUCUCCAAAACCUGGAUUGAGGUGUCAGGGUCGUCUGCUCGCGAUGUGGCCAAGCAACUUAAGGAGCAACAAAUGGUGAUGCCAGGACACCGGGAUUCGAAACUGGAGAGGGAGCUGAACCGAUAUAUCCCCACGGCAGCUGCCUUUGGUGGGAUCUGCAUCGGUGCAUUGACUGUGCUGGCGGAUUUGAUGGGGGCAAUAGGUUCUGGAACAGGGAUUCUGCUGGCUGCCACCAUUGUCUGCCAGCUCUAUGAGACCUUCGAGAAGGAGAAGGCCCGUGAACUCGGCUUCUUUGGCUUUUGAGCGAGCUACUAGUGAGAGUGACAGACUUGAAAUGUCCAUAUUCAUCGUUAUAAAGUAGUACAAUUUUAACAUGAAAAUUUACCGGAAGAAUCUGAGUGUUGACCACGAUUAGUCAUGCUAUUGAUAAAUGUAUGAGGAUGAUUAACAUAAUACAAAAGAAGUAACAUGUAUGAGGAUGGACCUAAUUUUAAACUAAUUCAACCGACAUCCAAUUUAGGAGUGAAUAAAAAUAAACUAGCUCGAGCUUGACUCUGUAGAGCUCGAUAAAUGCUCAUUAACAUAGCUUGUCAAACUGAGUACAAGCUCAGCCAAGAUGAGCUUGAUUUAAAAUCAUUCUUGCUAAAAAAAUGUGUAAACAUAAGAAUUUAAAUGAUAGAAAGAACACUAAAAACUAUAAAUAACAUCUAAAUUU